UCCCGAACGCCCUAAGAAGAGGUAAGCAAACAUGAGAAGUUCGCAACGCUUCCGUUUACAACACUUCACUGACCAGGUUAUACAAAAUAUGGUUUUCCUGGGAUUGACUAUGCUCCUAAGCAGCAAUGUGGAAGCUGGAGGGAAGUUUUAUACAGAAGCAUGUGGAGGAAGAGAUUGCAGCGGAGUUUGCGAAUGUUUCCCAGAAAAAGGAGCACGUGGCCAGCCAGGACUACUUGGACAGCUGGGACCCCCCGGCCCACCUGGAUUGGAAGGUAUCCCAGGACUGCCUGGGCACAAUGGAGACAAAGGCGAAAGAGGCAGACCAGGAAUAACUGGUCCAAAGGGAGAAGUGGGACAAAGAGGGGUCACUGGCUUUUCUGGUGCAGAUGGUGUACCUGGUCAUCCAGGUCAAGCAGGAUCAAGAGGGAAACCUGGCCACGAUGGCUGCAAUGGGACCAAGGGAGAUCCUGGUCAGCAGGGAAGCCAAGGGUCUGGAGGCUUGCCUGGUUUCUUUGGAAUCCAAGGACCCAAAGGCCAGAAGGGGGACCUUUUUGUGCUGACUCCAGAAUUAGCCAGACCGUUCAGGGGAGACCCUGGUAAUCCAGGAUUGAUGGGCUUCCCUGGACCUCAAGGUGCCCCUGGUCUGGUGGGUGCAUUUGGUCCACUUGGAAACCCAGGUCUACCUGGGCCUCCAGGGCCACCAGGAUCCCCAGGACUUAAAGGCAACAGAGGUCUUGGCUUUUAUGGAGAAAAGGGUAACAAGGGUGAUGUUGGUCCCCCGGGCCCUGCUGGGCGUCCAUCAACUGGAGAGUUUGCCACUUCAACUGAUGUAAUUCCAAGUGAAUACAAGGGUACGAAAGGAACAAAAGGCAUAAGAGGAGAAAUUGGAAUUCCGGGUUUUCAUGCACAUAUAGCAGAAAAGGGAGAAGAAGGAGUAACAGGCUUUCCAGGACAAAGAGGUUUACCAGGAAUCAAUGGUCUAAAAGGAGCUGAAGGGGAUGCAGGUAUCCGAGGCUAUUCUGGCAUCCCUGGAAUUCCUGGUCAAAAAGGAAUGAAGGGAGAGCCAGGAGAGAGAGGUGUUCAAGGACUACCAGCUUACACACGUCAUCCCAUACUAAUAAAAGGUUCAAGAGGUGACCAGGGAGUACGUGGUGUUCCUGGGCCUGAGGGAGACAGAGGCAAGCAAGGCAGUCCUGGCAUACCUGGUCCACAAGGAUCAUCUGGCGAUGUCUCUGUAAGAAGAGGUUUGCCUGGAGAAAUGGGGCCCAAAGGUUUUAUUGGUAAUCCAGGCAUCCCAGCUAUUCAUGAAGGUCCUCCAGGUUCAGAUGGUGAGCCUGGAUCUCCUGGUUUUCCUGGCCCCCCUGGCCCUCCAGGAAGCCCAGAUUAUAGUGCUGGGCUGAAGGGUCUCCCAGGGGUUUCUGGUUCUGCAGGAUUUCAAGGUUACCCAGGUCCACGAGGAUUAAAGGGAAUGAAAGGUGAUGUAGGAGAUUGUAAAUGUGCUGGAAGUACUGAAGGAAAAAUGGGUCCCGCCGGGCAACCUGGUCCACCGGGCUUUCCAGGCCCUAUAGGUCAGCUUGGGAGAAAAGGAGAAAUUGGAGAUCAAGGCCAGCACGGGAUUCCUGGUUUCCUUGGUGCAAAAGGAUUCCCUGGAGUACCUGGACUUCCUGGACAAAAAGGACAAAAAGGCGAUUCCCCGUAUGUUAAAACAAAAGGUGACAAAGGAGAUCAAGGAAUUCCAGGAAUUCUUGGCGCUAAAGGAGAAGAUGGUUUGCCAGGCAGAGAUGGCAAAGAUGGAUUUCCAGGACUUCCUGGGCUUCAGGGAGAUGGUGUAAGAGGUGAAGACGGGGAUGAUGGUGAACCAGGUCCUCCAGGCCCUAAGGGUUUUCCAGGUGAAAUUGGUCUGCCUGGUAUUGGUUUGCCAGGCCCCAAAGGAUAUCGUGGCCCUUCAGGUGACCCUGGAAUAUAUGGAAAGCCUGGUUUUCAAGGCCCUCCGGGGCCCCCAGGCCCUCCUGCUGAAAUAGAUUGUGUACAAAGAGUGGAAGACUUUAUUAGAGAUAAUAAAACUGAACCAGUUCAAUCAGGGACUGUCUGCAUUAAAACUCCAAAGGGAGCUUCAGGUAACCCAGGUCUGCCAGGACUAAGAGGGGCAACAGGUGCAAAAGGUAUUCCAGGUGAACCAGGUCUUCAUGGAUCAAAAGGGCUGAUAGGCCCUCAAGGGGAACGAGGACAUGAAGGUUUAGCAGGCCCACCAGGAUUUAUUGGGCCCAGAGGAAACAGAGCUGCACCAGGAUUGCCUGGGAAACAGGGCAUUCCAGGCAGCCCUGGUUUGCCAGGAUUGCCAGGACCACCAGGGGUGAAAGGAAUUACAGGUGAUAGACUAGGAGCACCAGCAGGCUCCCAAGGUGAUCCUGGACCACCUGGAUUUCCAGGACCAAAAGGACUCCAAGGGGAUCAAGGAAUACCAGGAUUUAGAGGAAAUGAUGGCAUUCCAGGUCCACCCGGAGCCAAAGGGCAACAUGGAUCUCCUGGGCCUGUUGGCUUGAUUGGUGUUCCAGGACCACAAGGAUCAUUUGGAUUUCCUGGACUGCUGGGCCAACAAGGACCCAUGGGCAGAAUAGGUUCACAAGGAUUCGUUGGUUCACCUGGCUCCAAAGGGGAUUCAGGAGAUCCAGGAAAACCUGGUCCUGUAGGCAUGAAAGGUCUGGAAGGCAACAAAGGUGAACCUGGUUUCUUUGGACCUAAGGGCAAAGCUGGUGAGGCUGGUCUCUCUGGAAUAGACGGAAUGCCUGGUCUCCCAGGUCUGAAAGGUGAUAAAGGCUUUCCUGGCCUUGAAGGUUUCAAAGGUGCUGUGGGCAUCAAAGGGUGGCCUGGAUGGAAAGGAGUCCAGGGAGAGCGUGGCCUCGUCGGUAGACGAGGUGUUCAAGGGAUACCCGGUGAUCCAGGAUGGAAAGGUGACCGUGGAGAACGUGGUCCACCAGGAGCACCCCCUAAAAUCAUGCCAAGCAUGCUGCUGGAAAUGAAAGGGGGGAAAGGAGAUGAAGGAGAAACUGGUGUCAAAGGACAUUUUGGUUUCAAAGGCAGUAAAGGAACACUAGGCUUCCCUGGCCAGACAGGAAGUUCAGGUUUACCUGGAUUACAAGGUUAUGAAAAAGGUCAGAAAGGAGAUAUUGGGAUUAAAGGAAUAAAAGGCGUUCUUGGAUAUGGUGGUGUUCCAGGGCACCGUGGUAUUCCUGGCUUCCCUGGAACCACAGGACCCAAGGGAGAAAAAGGUCUUCCAGGGAUCUCUGGUACAUUUGGUGGAAUUGGCCAACCUGGGGAAAUUGGCAAUAGAGGUGAUACAAUAAACUUGCCAGGAAGGGCCGGUUUUAAAGGGGAUGCUGGGAUAACUGGACCCACAGGGGUGAAAGGAGCCAUAGGAGAAAAAGGUGAAGGAGGUGAUUCAGGUUUUUCUGGCACUGAAGGCAUGAAGGGCUCUCAAGGCUCCCCUGGUUUAAGAGGGCAAGGAGGAUUUCCAGGGCAAGUUGGGGAACAAGGUUUGUCUGGAGAUCCAGGUAUUCCUGGAUUAUCAGGUGAAAAAGGAAGUUCUGGAUGGGCUGGGAUUCCAGGAGAAAAAGGUUCCCCUGGCUUCAGAGGAAUCACUGGAUUAUAUGGUUUGGCAGGUACUAAAGGCUUGCUAGGAUCACCAGGUCCAGAUGGAUACGGCCAACCAGGUUUUUCAGGUGUUUUGGGCGACAGAGGUGCAGUAGGAGAGACAAGUGCUAUUGAAGGCAGUAGUGGACCUCCAGGCCAGAAAGGAGAAAGAGGAGAUCCAGGACAGCGAGGCUCAGCUGGUAGUCCUGGACCUGAUGGAAGGCCAGGUGUUCCUGGAGUUUCCAAUAUAUCGGGAAUACCUGGCAUCGUUGGAUCACCAGGUUUGGAUGGAGUGCCAGGCUACCCAGGUCCUCCAGGGAGACCUGGAAUUGUUGCUCCACCUGGAAUCAAUGGAGAAAUGGGAGAAAUAGGUAUGGUGGGUGAAGAUGGUCCAAAAGGAGUUAGAGGUAACCAGGGCGCAGAUGGAAGACCUGGAAUACCAGGUUUGGCUGGAGUAAAAGGAAAGAAAGGUGAACAAGGAGUCAUGGGCUUUGUUGGCAUAGUGGGAAUUCAUGGUGACUUUGGCCCCACUGGCCCCAAAGGAGACAGAGGGGCUACUGGAUUUCAGGGACCUCCAGGCUCCCCUGGACUGCCUCCUGUCCUUCCCAAACUGGUGGCUGAGCAAGGGUCGCUAGGUGCUCACGGAAGUAGAGGGCCUGAAGGCACUUUGGGCGAAAUGGGUCCUCAAGGUCCACCAGGAGAUCCAGGUUUGGGAGGCCCAUCAGGUAAACAAGGACUGCAAGGAAGAGGAGGACUGUCAGCCUCUCCAGGCUUCAGAGGUGAUCAAGGGAGUGUGGGACUGCAAGGGCCGGGAGGCUUUGAAGGUGCAGCGGGUGGUCCAGGAAAUCCUGGACUGCCAGGUAUGGCAGGCCGCAGCAUUAACAUAGGAUACCUUCUGGUGAAGCACAGCCAGUCUGAUCAAGAGCCAAUGUGUCCAGUGGGUAUGAACAAAUUGUGGAGUGGCUACAGCUUACUAUAUUUUGAAGGACAAGACAAAGCACAUAAUCAGGAUCUGGGCCUGGCUGGGUCAUGUUUGGCUCGAUUCAGCACAAUGCCUUUUCUUUACUGCAACCCUGGGGACGUCUGUUAUUACGCCAGCCGCAAUGAUAAAUCCUACUGGCUCUCCACCACAGCCCCUCUCCCAAUGAUGCCUGUGGAAGAAGAAGAAAUCAGAGCUUAUAUCAGCCGUUGCUCAGUCUGUGAAGCUCCAGCUGUUGCUAUAGCUAUUCACAGCCAAGACAUUACUAUUCCACACUGCCCUGAUGGAUGGCGCAGUUUAUGGAUCGGUUAUUCCUUUCUAAUGCACACUGCAGCUGGUGCUGAAGGAGGUGGCCAGUCCCUCGUUUCUCCAGGGAGCUGCCUAGAAGACUUCAGAGCAACACCCUUCAUCGAAUGCAACGGUGCUCAGGGGACCUGCCACUACUUUGCAAACAAAUACAGUUUCUGGCUUACUACUAUUGACCAUCAAUUUCAACAUUCACCCUCAUCAGAUACACUCAAGACUGGACUUAUCCGAACACACAUAAGUAGAUGCCAAGUUUGUAUGAAAAAUUUGUAAAGAAAGGGGAGGAAGCACUCCUAAAUGGCAAGGAACAAAACUCAUUGGAGUUUAUUUAACUUAUUGCCUCAAAAUUUUUAAGAAGACAUUUAUUCUCAUUUUAUCUAGAAGAACAAACCAUUGCAAACGCUUAGUACCAAGUUGUAGUUUCUGCUAUCAUUCAUAUUAUUUUCUAGUUAGCUUUUGUACUGAUACAAACUGUAGACUUCUCUUGUGAGACUAAAAUAACAGACAAUAUUUAAUUACCUAACACAAUUGCUAUCCAUUAGGUCUGAUUUACAGCACUAAUUGGAUUAUGUGUUUAUUCUAUCUCUGGAAAUAAUUAAGUCAUAGUUCAUGGUCACUGAAUAGUAACUAAACAUUAAAAGAGACGUGCAGACUACACUGUGAUCAGCUG
Elgaria multicarinata webbii is the source of this 5585-nucleotide messenger RNA. RefSeq names its product collagen type IV alpha 2 chain (gene COL4A2). The record is from RefSeq and is a predicted model, not a curated record. NCBI's taxonomy places the organism in Eukaryota, Metazoa, Chordata, Lepidosauria, Squamata, Anguidae. Gene Ontology annotation, cellular component: collagen type IV trimer. Gene Ontology annotation, molecular function: extracellular matrix structural constituent conferring tensile strength. Bases 32 to 5188 code for a protein of 1718 amino acids. Gene Ontology annotation, biological process: collagen-activated tyrosine kinase receptor signaling pathway; glomerular basement membrane development. The transcript is spliced from 47 exons.